This is a messenger RNA of Cercocebus atys (sooty mangabey), 3966 nucleotides long. It is a transcript of the gene MCF2, whose product is annotated as MCF.2 cell line derived transforming sequence. NCBI's taxonomy places the organism in Eukaryota, Metazoa, Chordata, Mammalia, Primates, Cercopithecidae. Gene Ontology annotation, molecular function: guanyl-nucleotide exchange factor activity. The record is from RefSeq and is a predicted model, not a curated record. Gene Ontology annotation, cellular component: cytoplasm. Bases 392 to 3259 code for a protein of 955 amino acids. Gene Ontology annotation, biological process: intracellular signal transduction; dendrite development. The transcript is spliced from 26 exons.
AGAAAGCCAGUCCCAUCAAGCCUGCUCCUAGGAAGAGAGCUGGGUUUUUUUCUCCUUCUUCCACUCUUAGGACAUGCCUGAUCUUCUUGAGCAGUCCAGCACAAGCUAAUCCACAAGGGUCAAUCAGGCUAAGUAAUUGGAGGAAUGUGUUAACUCUGAAUUACAACGAGCAGAAGGGAAGGAUCUGUCAGCUGACUAAUCAGGGAUAGUGCUUUUUUUUUUUUUUUUCUCCCCAGCGCUGCUGCCGCUGUGCUAAUGGAAGCAGCUACGGCAGCUUUGUUUGAUAGAGAUUUUUGGCUGCCGUUUUUAAAUACUACCCAAGAAGCAGCUCAUAUUUCAUCAAUGUUGCAUUGACAAUUGGAAAAGAAGAGUGUAAUUGUGUAUAGGCGAAAUGGCAGAAGCAAAUCCCCCGAGAGGCAAGAUGAGGUUCAGAAGGAAUGCGGCUUCCUUCCCUGGGAACUUGCACUUGGUUUUGGUUUUACGUCCUACCAGCUUUCUUCAACGAACGUUCACAGACAUUGGAUUUCGGUUUAGUCAGGAGGAUUUUAUGCUUAAAUUACCAGUUGUUAUGCUGAGCUCAGUUAGUGAUUUGCUGACAUACAUUGAUGACAAGCAAUUAACCCCUGAGUUAGGCGGCACCUUGCAGUACUGCCACAGUGAAUGGAUCAUCUUCAGAAAUGCUAUAGAAAAUUUUGCCCUCACAGUGAAAGAAAUGGCUCAGAUGUUACAGUCCUUUGGAACUGAACUGGCUGAGACAGAACUACCAGAUGAUAUUCCCUCAAUAGAAGAAAUUCUGGCAAUUCGUGCAGAAAGGUAUCAUCUAUUGAAGAAUGAUAUUACAGCUGUAACCAAAGAAGGAAAAAUUCUGCUAACAAAUCUGGAAGUGCCUGACACUGAAGGAGCUGUCAGUUCAAGACUAGAAUGUCAUCAGCAAAUAAGUGGUGACUGGCAAACUAUUAAUAAGUUGCUGACUCAAGUACAUGAUAUGGAAACAGCUUUUGAUGGAUUUUGGGAAAAACAUCAAUUAAAAAUGGAGCAGUAUCUGCAACUAUGGAAGUUUGAGCAGGAUUUCCAACAGCUUGUGACUGAAGUUGAAUUUCUAUUAAACCAACAAGCAGAACUGGCUGAUGUAACAGGGACUAUAGCUCAAGUAAAACAAAAAAUAAAAAAAUUGGAAAACUUAGAUGAAAAUUCUCAGGAGCUAUUAUCAAAGGCCCAGUUUGUGAUAUUACAUGGACACAAGCUUGCAGCAAAUCACCAUUAUGCACUUGAUUUAAUCUGCCAGAGGUGCAAUGAGCUACGUUAUCUUUCUGAUAUUUUGGUUAAUGAGAUAAAAGCGAAACGGAUACAACUCAGCAGGACCUUCAAAAUGCAUAAACUCCUACAGCAGGCUCGUCAGUGCUGUGAUGAAGGGGAAUGUCUUCUAGCUAAUCAGGAAAUAGAUAAGUUUCAGUCUAAAGAAGAUGCUCAGAAAGCCCUCCAAGACAUUGAAAAUUUUCUUGAAAUGGCUCUACCCUUUAUAAAUUAUGAACCUGAAACACUACAGUAUGAAUUUGAUGUAAUAUUAUCUCCUGAGCUUAAGGUUCAAAUGAAGACUAUACAACUCAAGCUUGAAAACAUUCGAAGCAUAUUUGAGAACCAGCAGGCUGGUUUCAGGAACCUGGUACAUAAGCAUGUGAGGCCAAUCCAAUUUGUGGUACCCACACCUGAAAAUUUGGUCACAUCUAGAACACCAUUUUUUUCAUCUAAACAAGUGGGAGUUGGAUACUCUUUCUUUCAAGCAUGUAAACUUUUUUCAAAAGGGAAGAAGACUUGGAGACAAAAUCAGAGCAACUUAAAAAUUGAAGUGGUGCAUGAUUGUCAGGAGAAGAGAAGUUCUGGUCAAUCCUCCAGUUUGGACAAUGGCAAUAGCUUGGAUGUCUUAAAGAACCACGUCCUAAAUGAACUGAUACAGACUGAGAGAGUUUAUGUUCGAGAACUGUAUACUGUUUUGUUGGGUUAUAGAGCGGAGAUGGAUAAUCCAGAGAUGUUUGAUCUUAUGCCACCUCUCCUGAGAAAUAAAAAGGACGUUCUCUUUGGAAACAUGGCAGAAAUAUAUGAAUUCCAUAAUGACAUUUUCUUGAGCAGCCUGGAAAAUUGCGCUCAUGCUCCAGAAAGCGUGGGACCUUGUUUCCUGGAAAGGAAGGAUGAUUUUCAGAUGUAUGCAAAAUAUUGUCAGAAUAAGCCCAGAUCAGAAACAAUUUGGAGGAAGUAUUCAGAAUGUGCGUUUUUCCAGGAAUGUCAAAGAAAGUUAAAACACAGACUUAGACUGGAUUCCUAUUUACUCAAACCAGUGCAACGAAUCACUAAAUAUCAGUUAUUGUUGAAGGAGCUAUUAAAAUAUAGCAAAGACUGUGAAGGAUCUGCUCUGUUAAAGGAGGCACUCGAUGCAAUGCUGGAUUUACUGAAGUCAGUUAAUGAUUCUAUGCAUCAGAUUGCAAUAAAUGGCUAUAUUGGAAACUUAAAUGAACUGGGCAAGAUGAUAAUGCAAGGUGGAUUUAGUGUUUGGAUAGGACACAAGAAAGGUGCUACAAAAAUGAAGGAUUUGGCUAGAUUCAAACCAAUGCAGCGACAUCUUUUCUUGUAUGAAAAAGCCAUUGUUUUUUGCAAAAGGCGUGUUGAAAGUGGAGAAGGCUCUGAUAGAUACCCAUCAUACAGUUUUAAACACUGUUGGAAAAUGGAUGAAGUUGGAUUCACUGAAUAUGUAAAAGGUGAUAACCGCAAGUUUGAAAUCUGGUAUGGUGAAAAGGAAGAAGUUUAUAUUGUCCAGGCUCCUAAUGUAGAUGUGAAGAUGACAUGGCUAAAAGAAAUAAGAAAUAUUUUGUUGAAGCAGCAGGAACUUUUGACAGUUAAAAAAAGAAAGCAACAGGAUCAAUUAACAGAACAGGAUAAGAUUCAGAUUUCUCUUCAGCAGAAUGAUGAACUGUACAAAAGCUUACUUAGUUUUAUACAUCACUAUUCCAGAAAGCAACAGGGAGCUUUUAUAAGUACUGAGGAAACUGAAUCGGAACACACCAGCACUGUGGUGGAGGUCUGUGAGGCAAUUGCGUCAGUUCAGGCAGAAGCAAAUACAGUUUGGACUGAGGCGUCACAAUCUGCAGAAAUCUCUGAAGAACCUGAGGAAUGGUCAAGCAACUAUUUCUACCCUACUUAUGAUGAAAAUGAAGAAGAAAAUAGGCCCCUCAUGAGACCCAUGUCGGAAAUGGCUCUCCUAUAUUGAUGAAGCUACUAUGUCAAAUGGCAAGUAGCUCUUUCCUGCCUGCUUCUCAGCUCAUUUGGAAAAAUACUGCGCAAAAGACAUUCAGCUCAAAUGAUGCAGAUGUUGUUUUCAGGUUAAUGGACACACCAAGAAACCACAGCACAUACUUCUUUUCUUUCAUUUAAUAAGGCUUUUAAUUAUGGUACGCUGUCUUUUAAAAAUCAUGUAUCUAAUGUGUCAGAUAUUGUGCUUGAAAGAUUCUCAUCUCAGAAUACUUUUGGACUUGAAAAUUAUUUCUUCUCUACUUUGUAACCAAAUGCAAUCGGUGUGCCUUGGAUUAUUUAGUUUAUUAAUGAAUUAAGUUAAAAUUACGGCUGCAAAAUGGGUAAGGUCAAGUAAAGCACAACAUUAUGAUUUAAUAUGCUUUUGUUGAAACCACAGCUUUUGUGCCCAUUAUUUUAACCUGUGUAAAACAAUACAAAGCCCAGAAAUUCUUUUUGGGGCAUGAGUAAAUUUUGUUCAGGGCUACUGUCUGUCUGUGCCCAGAUAAAAUUUUCAUGAGAGUAGUUUACAAAAGCCCUAUUUAAAAAUUAUUAUUUUCACACUUGUUUUUUUCUGGAUUUUUGCUUAUAAUUAACGUAACUUAAAUUAGUUGUGCUCUGCUAUUUUCCCUAUAUUUCAUGUUGUAAUUCUUUUUUUUCAAAUAAAAAUUGAUUCUUCAGAUUAAA